Molecule: messenger RNA, 2275 nt
Organism: Emericellopsis atlantica
Lineage: Eukaryota; Fungi; Ascomycota; Sordariomycetes; Hypocreales; Bionectriaceae
Exons: 3
Coding region: 134-2155 (673 amino acids)
Molecular function (GO): nucleic acid binding
Source: RefSeq, a predicted model, not a curated record
GCUUUUCAGUAACACCACAUUUGCGAUCGAAGACUGUUGUAUUAGCCUCUGCGUCCUUGCCACAGGGUGACUUGUACUGGCAUUCUCCCUCCUGGGAAAGCUUUCAAAUCCCUGCGUGAAGUGGCAGCAUCCGAUGGCACGUGGCGGGAAGAGGGCCCCUCAAGGCUCUCGAGGUAGAGGAGGUGGAGGUGGAGGAAGAGGAGCAAGAGGGGGAAGGGGAGCAAGAGGAGGAAGAGGGGGGCGCGGCCGUGGCCAGUCUGGGACAACGCAGGAAACGAGCUUCAUCACCGCCAAAGGCACGAACACACUUGAGCACGCUUUCAGCCUCGCCGAUGAGGCAAGGAAUACCCGCCAAAGUCAUUGGGACAGUACGACCAGCCUACGUACCAGGCCGGUCCUUUUUGUCAGUUCCGGUGCGAGUGAGCCACUUAGGCGAUUGGAUGAGACCACUGAAAACCCUGCGGAAAGCGCGACUAUCAUUGACGAAGAGUCGACUGUUGCUUUACCGCCAGGGCCACCAACCCACUCGGAAGACGCCGUCGACGACUGUGGAGAGGAUGCCGCCGACGGCCUUGGAGGGGAUGCCGACGACGACUGUGGAGAGGAUGCCGACGACGACUGUGGAGAGGAUGCCGCCGACGACCUUGGAGAAGACGCCAUUGUAGGGCCAGAAGAGAUGGAGCGUGAUUUGGAUGGUGGCAGACAACUUGACCAACCAGAGCUGUUCUUCUUUGAUGUCAGUCGCACGCACAAGCGUGGUCACCAAUGUGCCAGCGAUGUUCGCGGUGAUUUGACGGCCAAAGCCGCCUCUGUCUCCGAUGAAUCUGAAGGCAGAUCUGCAGACGAGGUUAUCCUCUUCAAAGGCCGCGAGACAUCGACAAAAGCAUCGCAAGAGUUUUCAGCAACUCCUUCAAUUACACUUGAUCCAAUGUACACCGAAAUCAUGGCUGUAGAGAGCGACAUACAACCAGAGGGUUCCAGCCGACGACGCCGAAGCCUCUCACGUCGGGCGAACCGCGGCCGCGAUCAACCUUACCGCGAAAGGACUGAUGAAGAUGCACUCUUGGCGGACUAUAUCGCCAACUUGCGCGAAAAUGGGGAGCUUACAACGCUGCUUGGCUCCGAUUCUCGGAAUGUUCGAGACAUUGGUGGCCCGAACUUUCAUGCAAUAGACGCAGGUGACAACUCUGCUUCCACCGUCACUCCGACGAUGCAACUCAAAACGCAGAACGGCGAUGAACGGCAGAGCGAGGUCGAAAGUGAAGCUGCCAUAGACGACGCAACUUUGGCGCAGUUACUUGCUGGGCAGCACUCAGAUGACGCAUUGGUGGCCGAUCCUGCGACCAGCUCAUCGACCGAAUCCGAUAGCGACGAUAGCAGCUGCAAGAGAAGACAACAGUUGGUCGACUCCUUCGACGUCAUGGACUGGGAGCGUCCAAGCCUACGGAGGAAGAAAGGCAAAGGCGCACGGGCGAGAAUCGACUUCGACGUAUCUGAUUCGGACUUGGAGGAGACUUUGCAGCUCGCCUUUAAACGUGACCGCCUUAAGAAAGCCGAGCGGAAACGACAGCGAGAGGAGCUGCGAGCUCUGGGUAUGCUGGGCCCCAAUGGUCAUAAGCAGGAUGACUUGCGAGUGAAGUAUCCCAGCGGUAUGAGCAUUGAUCAAAUGGCCGAAGAGUUACGUGGAUUUCUACUCGGCGACGGCUCGAGCUUGUCGCUCCCGCCCAUGGACAAUAAUGCGCGGAAAAUUGUGCAUGAGCUCGCCAGCAAGUUCAACAUCAAAUCAAAAUCGACUGGCAAGGCUAGUCAACGCCGACCGACAUUAUACAGGACCAACCGAACAUUAGAAUUCUCGGAGCCUGCGUUCAACAAGGCGGUCGGACGCAUCACACGACGCUAUCUUCCCCGUCUGGAUACCAGAGGCAAACGCGCGAAGCAACCUGCGGCAUCGGGAGCCAGCAACGCGGCAGCAAGCUACUACGAGGGCGAAAUCAUAGGCGCCGCUGCACCAGAGCUGGGUGUGGAAAAUCGCGGUCGCGCAAUGCUCGAGAAGAUGGGAUGGAGCACCGGUACUGCACUCGGCACGCUCGAAAACAAGGGAAUUCUCCAGCCCGUAUCGCAGACCAUGAAGAAGUCCAAGGCGGGUCUGGGGUAAAUAGACAGAUGGGGUUUGUCAACAGAACGAGGUGAUUUAGAGGAUAUCAUGUGUAAAAUCUCAUUUUUCGAGUCCCAAACCUCGAAUAGUGUACAACCGCAAACCCCGUUGACCGUGACA